AUGACAGAGUUGGAGUCGAUAUCAAGAUCGACCGAUAAGAAUCUUAUCAAAGAAUGGUUAAAGAAACACCCUUUGACAAUGGUUCAUAACAACCAUCAACAUACGCUCAUUCAUUUGGUAUCGAUGAAUGGUAACAUGGAUUAUGUAAAUUUAGAAGAAAUUAAACCAUUAGAGUUGAGAGAUAAAGAUGGAUAUACAGCAAUGCAUUGUGCAGUUAAUCAAGGUCACUUUGAAAUGGCUGAAAAGUUAUUGGUCAAAGGGUCAGACCCCAAUGCAAGAACAUCAACCGGAUCGACUCCAUUACAUCUCCUCUCGAAAUACUGUCAUGCACCCAAAGCAAUCAAACUAGCAUCACUACUCAUUGAAGCAGGUGCAUUUAUCAAUCACAAGGACAUUAAAUUUGAAGCUCCAUUACAUCGUGCAACACUACCAACAAAUAAUAAUGAAUUCCUUAAAUUAUUAUUAUUAAAUGGUGCUAAUCCAAAUAUCUUAAACAAGAGAGGAAGGACACCAAUACAUGUUGCAAUUGAAGAAGGUAGAAUUGAUAUAUUGUUAACAUUUAUGGAACAUGGAGCAUUAUUUACAAAAUCAUCACUUAGUUCAUCAUUUCCUUCACCUUUGGAAUAUGCAUUACAAUCAAAGAAUCCUCAAAUAGUUCAAUUCUUUAAUGAGAGAAUUGGAAGUUGUGGAGAAUAUAUUAUAUGGAUGGAGAAAUUAAAUUUAUUUUAUGGAAAGAAUAUGCAAAACUUUUCACAGAGUGGAGAUUCUUAUAGUAGUUCACAACACCUUCAAUUGAUACAUGGUGGUGUAUUUAUUACAAACUAUAGAGUUGUGUUUAGAUGUGAAAACUCUGUCUCCAAUCCUUCAACAACACAAUAUUCACUCAAUUGGCCAUUUGGAGAUGACGAAGAAAUGAGUAUAGCUCUAGCUUCAAUCGAAUCAAUUACAACUGAAAAUCAUCCUGGUAUUAAUCAUCAAUCAAAUUUAAAUAAUAUUAAUAAUAUUAAUAAUACGACUGGAACAACUAGUGUUGUUGGAGGUGGAAAUAGUAAUAAUAAUAGUAGUAUCAAUCUUGUUCAGAAUGUAUCAAUGUUGGCACUUGGAGGUAGUGGAGGUCAGCAGCAACAACAACAAAAUACAAUCAAUUCAACAUCUCUACCAAAUCUAGGUGGAAGUGGUAAUAGUACAAAUGGUAUAACAACUUCUUCAAAUUGGGCAAAUACAAGUAAUAGUAGUAAUAAUAGUAGUAUAAAUAUUAAUAUUAAUAUUGAUAGUAAUAAUAAUAAUGAAAAUGAUGAAAUGGAAAAGAUGAUACAUAGAUUAAAUAAUAAUACAUCAUCAUCUUAUUUAUAUCUAAGUAAGGAUGAUUUUUGGACUGGAUCAAAUGAUGGAUCUACAACUCUUGGAUUUACACCAAAUUCUGGAUCCAAUAUAACACAUCAGGUCAUAUCAUCUACGUCGUCUUCAUUUGUGUCUGGACAACACUGUGAAUUGAAUAUCAAUAGUAAUGGACAGAUUGUCAACUCUACCCCAAUCAACUACUACUCGAUAGUCAUUACAACCAAGAAUUUCAAGCAUUGCAAGAUCUACUUUUUGAAUAGUGCCAUGCGUGACAAGGUGGUUGACAUUAUCACCUAUCAUUACAAGACCAAGGUGGAAAAGAGUCUUAAACUAAUCGACACGAACCGUCGACUCCAAAACAAGAUUGUCAAGGAUAAUAUUAUAUUGGACGAUCAUUCACGUAUCGAGCAUAUCGAUCGAUUCGAAUGCUACGGUGUAUUUGAAGAACCGUUGCCAUACCUGUACGCACAUGUGUAUCGGUCGCAACGACCUCCCAACGACGGCUGGCUUGUAUACCAGCCUAAAAAGGAUUCCUCGAUGCCAUCUUUCAACUAG
Cavenderia fasciculata is the source of this 1896-nucleotide messenger RNA. RefSeq lists its product as uncharacterized. Gene Ontology annotation, molecular function: protein binding. Bases 1 to 1896 code for a protein of 631 amino acids. The record is from RefSeq and is a predicted model, not a curated record. NCBI's taxonomy places the organism in Eukaryota, Evosea, Eumycetozoa, Acytosteliales, Cavenderiaceae. The transcript has 6 exons.